This is a messenger RNA of Sphaeramia orbicularis (orbiculate cardinalfish), 4531 nucleotides long. RefSeq names its product codanin 1 (gene cdan1). Lineage: Eukaryota; Metazoa; Chordata; Actinopteri; Kurtiformes; Apogonidae. The coding region runs from base 22 to 4053 and encodes 1343 amino acids. Gene Ontology annotation, biological process: chromatin organization. The transcript is spliced from 28 exons. Gene Ontology annotation, cellular component: nucleus. The record is from RefSeq and is a predicted model, not a curated record.
GCCGCGCAUCGCCUGGCUAGAAUGGCGGCUCUUUUGGAAUCUGUGUUGUUGAAGAAAGUGAACAUUAAGACUGUCUUAGACUGGCUGAAAAACACUGAGGAGAAUGACGGGUUGUCAUUCAGUGACUCUGUGGUGGUAGUGCACAAACAAGAGUUUAUUCCUUUUCUAUUAAACUUCCUAAGAGAGCAAAGCAGCCAAGCACUAACACAUGGCCCCACCACUCCUGCUAAGACUCCCUGUCGGCCCAGACCUGCUUCACAGGCGCAGAGCCUCCCUGACCGAGGAAGCUGCAGGUCUACUGGUAGUGGAGCUGGCUCUCGAAAUGCCAGCAGGGUUCAGCUAUUUUCUCCAGCACCCUCUGUGUCCCCUGGAGCUGAGUGCGAUGCUGCUGGCCGGCCAGGGUCCCACUGUCUGACCGGUGUCAGUGCCUUCAGCAGCCCCUCCUUUACUACAGCAUGGAGCCCAGCCUCAAGGCCCUCAGGCUCCGAGCGCCGGCCAGGGCAGAGGAUCAAUCUGGGGGACUACAUUGUUUCCUCUCCAGACCUUCAGCACAGUCCCAAUUUCCAGUCACAGAAGGCCCGCAAGAGGAGUAGUGGUGGUGGCGGUGGCGGUGGCAUGGCAGUGGGUGGCCAAAGCAGACAUGGUGGUGGGCGUGGCAGUUAUCACAGUGAUGACACAGGGAGGUGGGAGAGUGGAGGGAGAAGGUCAGGUAAAGGAGGUGGUUUUGGGAGGAUAAGUGUGCAAGUUUCACCUCCGUCUGUAGAGCAACUCAACUUCAAUAACUUUGAGGAUUUCCCACCUGUUGGAUCAUCGCCCAUUUCUCCUGUGUCAACCAAACCUUCAAGAAGAAUAAACCCAACACCAGUCAGUGCAGAGCGCCCGCACUCCAAGCCAAAGACUUGUUUCACCUCCACACCUUUUAGUAAACUCUCUAGUCCACCUGCUGGAGUAGAGUCUCCUGAGGGGUCUCUGACAGUGGGUAGUCCUUUAAGCCUUCAGGAAGAGAGGGAGUUGCUAAAGAGGGAGAAGACAAAGUGGGCACAGCAAGUCUGCACUCCUCUGCUCUCCUCGUCUGACCCUUGUACCCCACCAAAGUCAGGGCAUAGAGUGGGAUCUAAAGUUACACCAGAUCCACAGAUACCUUGUCCUGAACCGUCGAAAGUCACCCUCUCUUUAGAAUUGGAUCUCCUGGCAGAGCUGUACUGUACCUGCAUUUCAGAAAACCUAGUGCCAAACAUUUUCCUGGAGCUUUUCUUUGUGAUGCAGUUGCUGACAUCUCAGUCUUCUCAAAAUCACGAAGAUGACAGAGAAGAAAGUUUGUGUUCAGUGCAUUCAGAUAUUUUGGAGAGAGGUUACCUAAGAUCAGUUCACAACUGUGUAUAUUUUGCAGUGAAGGUUCUGGAGAAUCAGUUUCAGCUGGUAGCCCAUUUGGACAAGUGCACCAUGCGUUUGCUGGCAGAAAAUGAAAGGGUGGCGUCCUUUUCUCCAGAUCUCAGGGACCAACUGACUCAGGUCCAGGACAGAAGCACAGCCAAGCUCUCUCCUUCUGUUUCCACUUUCAUCCACUCAGUGCCAUUCCAGCCUGCUACUGACAACCGGUCCAACUUCAACAGUGACAAGGCCUUCCACACCUUUAAAAAACAAAGGGAUAUUUUCUAUGAAGUUUUCCGGGAAUGGGAGGACUUUCAUAAAGAACCGGGGUGGAGUUUUGACGCUGCUCUUGGAAGUCGAAUUAGGGGAAUGAUGAGUCAACUGACUGCUGCAGGGAACCAUUCACACUUUGCUCGUUUGUUCAUAAAGCAGCUUGUACAGAUGUGCAAAGGGCCUCGUGGGAACAGCCCUCCUGGGGACACUCCUGAUGCUGACCUGCUAGGCAUGCUGGGAGCUGACAGUCUGGGGCGCCUGAAGCGACUCGAGGAGCGUCUUAUUCAGCCUCAUGGAGUCGCUGGACCUUGUCCUCCUCCAUCCUUCCCUGGACAUCAGGAGUUCUUCAGGGACUUUCUGCAGACAGCGAGCUGCUGCCAGCUCAACCAGCACCUGCAGGACAGCCUGUGUCAGCAGCUCCUCCAGCUGGAUGAAGUGUCGAUCCUGAGCCCUCCUGGCAAAGGAGAGGAGGAGGAGGAGGGAGAUGGUGACAUGGAGCAACAGGAUGAGAAGCAGCGGUUCACCUCAGUGUUGCUACUUGCUCGUCUUCUGGCAAAAUUUCUGGGCUUCAUUUCGUUUCUCCCUUACCAAACAGCUGAGAGGCCAUCCAGGGAGAUACAGGAGACUGCAAUAGCCCUGCGUAGCAAAAGUGUUCCAGUGUUGGAUGUUUGUGCUGUACUGAAGAACAGUGUGAGGAGGAGACGCACCAUCCUGACUAUACCCUGGCUGGUGGAGUUCCUGUCCAUGUUGGACUUUAUUGGUCCUUUGUUACUUUGCUACAGGACUGCUUUAGGCACACUGCUUCUCUUGUACAGGAGGAUGAUAUUAGGCAGAUGUGGGGAAAUGUGUUACUUGAACAAGCUACUAAUGGUGUCUGUAUUGGGCUGGCUUUUCCAGAUCCCAGUGAUUCCUGAAGACAUUUUCUUCACCAGUGAGUUUACGGAGGUGGCUCAGCUGGAGGACAGCUGCACAAGCACUACAGGACUUGACUGCAUUCCCCUCGUGGAUCAGCAGCUGCUCUAUACAUGUUGUCCAUUUCUUGGUGAGUUUCGGAAACUCCUAGCUGCUUUUGUGUCUGGAAGCACAGCAAAGAGUGGAGGAAUUAUCCGCAAGAUCACUCCUACUUCUGCUGAGCUCCGGGACACACCGACUGCACACAGAUCCCAGCAGAAACUCCAGGUGGACCUGGAACAAGCCUUCUUUCACAAUCAGCCACCGUCACUGCGCCGCACUGUUGAAUUUGUAGCUGAGAGGGUUGGAUCCAACGCUGUCAAGCAUAUGAAGGCCACAUUAGUGAGUGAAUUGGUGGAGAGAGGUGAGAAGAUGUUGAAAACUGGACUGGAAUCCCCAUCCUCCAAUGCAUCCAAACUGAAUGACUCCAUCUGUGCUCAGCUGUGUGAGGCUGGUUUGGAAGCUCUUGAGAGAGCCACCAGAUUUUGCUGCGAGAAGAGCCCUGAAGCCAUACGAAUAUUGCUUCCUGAAGAGUCAUCUCCUGCGGUUCUGACUACAUCUGAAAACAUCACCAAACGUCUGGCAACAGAAAAAGCCUGCAGCUGGUUGGCUGCCAACAUCACAGCGCUGAUAAGGCGAGAGUGGAAGAGUAAAUAUGAGCGUGUGAUGAAAGCCCUCAGCAGCCCAGUGACUCCAGACACCAGCUACAAUGUGGAAGAGCUGAUGGGCCAGGAGAAACCCACUACCCCCAAAAGGAAACAAGGGAGUGAGAGAGUGAGCUCCUGCCCUCCACACUGCACCCACAGAGUCUCACUGCCCUCUGACCUUCUGGUUGAGAUGAAGGAGUGGUUGAGCAUUGCAGUCGGCCCCAGGACUGACAAGGAGCUGCCGACGGUCUCUCAACUCACAACGCUGCUUCAGAAAGUGGGAGAAACACUGGCCUGCAGAAAGUUCUCCACUGUGGUGUCAGAGCAAAUGCUGCUGAACUUGACUCUUCUGCUGGCCUGCAAACUGGUGUCUGCAGAGCUGCCCGUGCUGUCCCCGUCAGGAUGUGCUGGAGGUGCUGUGGUGCUUGUGGGUCCUGGUUCAGGGUCACAGCCUCCUGUCAGAAUGCUGUUGGAGCAGUUUGCUGAGCUGUGGCUGCAGGACUGCUGUUCAAGUGCCCCCCUCCACCUGCUCUUCACGCCCCUCACUGUCACCGCUGUGCUGAAGGCCAGUGACACAGAAUGGAACAACUACCUGUUUUUGGUUCGAAAGCUGAUCGAUCAAGGAGUCUUGAGUGAAGAAGAAGUCAUAUCUCAUUGGAAGAAGUUAACAAACCUGGCCUUGCCAACGGAGCUGAUGGAGAAACUUGAACUCCAGUCUCAGAGUAUUAAACCCUCCUCACCUCUGGUUGAGCUCCAAGGCCACAUGGACAGGCUGCAGGUCUCACAUCAGACAGUAGAGGGCGCUACAUGACAACAGUGACAGCCCAGAAACCCACAGCAUCCUUCUGUUUGGUCACCUCAGUGUUUGUCACAGCUGUCAGUGUGUUUUUCAGUGGAAAGACCAUUCUGGGUGUGUUGUUGUUGUUGUUGUUGACCAUUUCUGCACAGCUCAAAUAUAUUCCUGAAAGGCAUGUGGACUUGACUUAUAACAGAAGCUCUUCCUGAAGCCCUGCCAGUUCAUAUUCAUAACUGGGGACCACAACAUUUUGCACCUUAGGGCUAUGAAACCUUCCUCUAAUGUGAUUAGAUGACUGCAUCAAUUAGAAAAGGUAAAUAAAAAAGUAAAUCAAGUCAAUAACAUUAGAAAAAGGAAAGGGUUUGGUUUGAGAUGAGCAGCCUUACAUUUAUGCAGGGCUCAAGACGAAGUUUGGCACAUUUGUUAGUAAAUUUUAAAUAUGGUGUUUUAAGUAGACAAGCCAUAAUUAACAGGAGGAUAUUUAGAGAGUCAC